AUGGAAAACAGAUCUGAAAUGGAUGGGUUCCUCCUUAAAGGAAUAACAGAUGAUCCAGAGCUUCAGGUUCCUCUCUUUAUCAUGUUCACUCUCAUUUACCUCAUCACUCUGGUAGGGAACCUGGGCAUAGUAGCUUUGAUCUUCUGGGAUUCCCACCUCCACACACCCAUGUACUUUUUCCUCAGUAAUCUCUCUCUGGUAGAUUUUGGUUUCUCUUCAACUGUUACUCCCAAGGUGAUGGCUGGGCUCUUAAGAGGGGACAAAACCAUUUCCUUUAAUGGGUGUGCUACACAGCUGUUCUUUUUUGCAGCUUUUGCUACUACUGAAAGUUUUCUUUUAGCCACCAUGGCCUAUGAUCGCCAUGCAGCUGUGUGUAAGCCCCUACAUUACACCACCACCAUGACAUCAACUCUAUGUGCAUCUCUUGUCUCUGGUGCUCACAUUUCUGGCUUUCUGACCUCCUCCAUAGUCACAGGAAACAUAUUUAGACUUGCCUUUUGUAGGUCAAACAUAGUGCAUCACUUUUUCUGUGAUAUCCCCCCUCUCCUGGUUCUAUCUUGCUCUGAUAUCCAUAUCACUGAGUUAGUAGUCUUUAUCUUUGGGUCAUUCAAUGCCUUUUUUCCAUUUCUUGUCAUCUUUACUUCUUAUUUGCUAAUCUUUAUCACCAUCUUGAAGAUCCGUUCUGCAGAAGGCCGCCAGAAAGCCUUCUCCACCUGUGCUUCCCAUCUCACGGCAGUGAGCAUAUUUUAUGGGACAGUCAUCUUCAUGUACUUCCAACCCAGCUUCAACCAUUCAAUGGACUCAGAUAAGGUGGUGUCAGUGUUCUACACCAUGGUCAUUCCUAUGUUGAAUCCUCUGGUCUACAGUCUCAGGAACAAAGAUGUCAAAAAUGCUUAUAGGAAAACUGUGAUGGGACAGCACCUUAAAUCAGAUCAUUUUUUUUCUUAG
Messenger RNA from Antechinus flavipes (yellow-footed antechinus), 948 nucleotides. RefSeq names its product olfactory receptor 5B12-like. Gene Ontology annotation, molecular function: G protein-coupled receptor activity; olfactory receptor activity; odorant binding. Gene Ontology annotation, biological process: sensory perception of smell; G protein-coupled receptor signaling pathway. NCBI's taxonomy places the organism in Eukaryota, Metazoa, Chordata, Mammalia, Dasyuromorphia, Dasyuridae. The transcript has a single exon. The record is from RefSeq and is a predicted model, not a curated record. The coding region runs from base 1 to 948 and encodes 315 amino acids. Gene Ontology annotation, cellular component: membrane.